GACUCAUACUGUAUUCAUACAAAGAUCGAAGAAUAAGAAGACGAACCUAGUAGGCGGAUAUAACCAUAGACAGUAAAAGAAAUAUAACCAGUCAAAAUGAUCGGAGAUCUUUUAAUUUUGGGCACUCUGCUCAUGAACGCCGGCGCUGUGCUCAACUUUAAACUAAAGAAAAGAGUAACGCAGUCUCAAGGGUUUGGCGAUGAAUCUGGAUCGUCCAGCACUGGAGACAACAUCAGAGAGUUUCUGCUGAGUCUGCGGUACUUUCGCAUAUUCAUUGCUCUCUGGAACGUUUUCAUCAUGUUUUGCAUGAUCUUGUUAUUUGGAUCAUAGAUUGCGGUUACAUUGAGGAUCAUUACAGACACAAAAGGAGAAUUAUUGCAGCACUGGUGGAUUUAUUGUAAUCUUUUUAGUGUUGGAUGUCUUGGAAGUCUUAUCUAACAUCUGUAUAUUUUGUACAAAGGGUGUAAAUAGCUUUUUCUGCUUGUGCAUCAAAUAGGGAUAGAACACAUGGAAACUAUACGUUUAAAUAUAGUCUAAAGAGUAGCUUGAUGGUCUUUUCUUAGUGCCCUACACAAGUAUUGUCAGCUAUGUCAGUUUAGUGGAUGUACAAUUCACUAGUGUAAAUCUUUGGAGAACAAAGCCUUGUGACUUUUUAAUUCCUGUAUUUUAGAAACAAAUCAUAUAAUUUAACGCAUGCAUUUAAUUUUGCUCCAUUUGAAUGUUCCCUAAAAAUAAAACGUCACACUACUGAAA
Molecule: messenger RNA, 753 nt
Organism: Carassius gibelio (silver crucian carp)
Lineage: Eukaryota; Metazoa; Chordata; Actinopteri; Cypriniformes; Cyprinidae
Product: small integral membrane protein 7
Exons: 5
Coding region: 97-330 (77 amino acids)
Source: RefSeq, a predicted model, not a curated record